Symbiodinium sp. CCMP2592 is the source of this 717-nucleotide messenger RNA. The record is from the annotation of a GenBank genome assembly. Lineage: Eukaryota; Dinophyceae; Suessiales; Symbiodiniaceae.
AUGCCGGCCAUGGCAGAGUAUUUAAUGCCGGCGGCUGUCGUCGCUGCGCCAGGCGAGUCAUGGGGAGAUUUGCCGAUGGCAGCUCCGCCACGCAUCUUCUUGACCUUCUCGAGCGGUGCCCUCCCAACGACGCCGGAGCAGACCCCACUCCCCAGCACUCCUUCAAGCCCAGGAGCCUGGCCUGAAGGGGUCCUGCCACCUCCAGGUCUGGAAGUCCCAGAAGCGCCCUUGCCCAAAGCACAAAACCUACGCUUCGGUAUCGGCAGCUUCGGCCACCCCCACUUUUGCAGCAGACCGUGCGUUCACAUCGCCAAAGGCCAUGUGUGCCCAAGAGAGAUGGCAUGUGCUUACUGCCAUUUCCCGCACCGUCCGAUUCCCAAACCAGACUGGCAGCUGCGGCAGAGUCUUCUUGCCGCAAGCGACCAGAAGCUUCUCGUGACCUUCCUGCCGAUUAUCAUCAAGAAAGCGGCGAAAGAAGGCCUCAUUCCGCGUGUUGACGGUCUCAUCGAGCUGCUCAAGGCAGAGGUACGAGGAGCUCAAUGCGAGCCUAUUCCAAUGGGGACAUUGCGGCCCAUGCGGAUGUCAUUCAUGCACCUUGUGGAGAGCAGCAUGCGCCGCCUGCCUCCUCACAUCCGAGCCGAAGUAAAUCGUCUCAAAUUGGAGCUCCCUCCUCCCGUGCUGACGCAUGGUGGAGCCGGGCCAUCUCUGGUGCUGUAG